Molecule: messenger RNA, 664 nt
Organism: Microstroma glucosiphilum
Lineage: Eukaryota; Fungi; Basidiomycota; Exobasidiomycetes; Microstromatales; Microstromataceae
Exons: 1
Coding region: 107-538 (143 amino acids)
Source: RefSeq, a predicted model, not a curated record
AGACAAUUGCAACCUCUUGCGGCUCUGUCGCCCCAACACCUCGUCGACUCUUGUGGCCCUGGCCCAACGCCUACUGCAUCUGAGCCCUUCUGGUACAGAGUCAUCGAUGAGGGCGACAAGGAUGCGAAGGAAGUAUUUGAUACAAUCGCCGUCUGCGAGACAGGUGCAUGGAAGACUCCGGACGAGUACACCAUACUCACCUGUCGGGAGCGACUUCUCUUCGUCGCUUCCCUCGCGUUGGACUCCGCCUAGCUCCGCCUGCAUUCGUGAAUGCAUCCCGAAGUGCCGGCUCGCACUGACACACCCCUUCCAUUCCCUCGCAUCUCCUCGCACCACCUCGCAUUCCUUUCGCACGACGCGAUCGGGUGAACGUCAUGGCAUCGUCACAGCCUCCCAUUGUCCUAAUCACAGGCAUCACAGGCUUUCUUGCAUCGCAUGUACUCGAUGCUGCGCUGGCAGAUCCGGCGGGGUACCGCGUACGAGGAACGCUACGCAGCAAAGCGGACAAGGCCGACGAGUUGCUGUCACGCUUGACUGAACAAGAUAGGAAGAGGGUCGAGCUGGUAGAGGUCAAGGAUACCGGAAGCAGCGACCUCACAGAAGCCAUGAGAGGUGAGUGAAGCAGUGUGCCUAGCCGCGUGACUGUGCAGAGCUCGCUUCCGCU